AUGAUUAGAUUGGAUUUAUUAUUUAUAAAUUUAUAUUGCUACCUGCUUAUUCAUCAAAUUUUCUCAACUUUGUCAUUAUUAAUUUUAAAAGAUUGUCUUUUUUUGAGUAGGUUCCUAAUGACAUAUCAGAAACUUCAUCUUUUAGUUAAUAAAACUUUAUUUUUUCAAAGUAAUCAUAUAUAGACUUUUCUGAAGCUGAUUCUUCCUUUGCUUUUCGAUUAUGAAAUUCUAAUUAAAUUUAGUUUUAGUUAUCAAGACUUGUAACAAAAAGUGAGUGAGGCCAGAGAUCAUGAAAAAUCUAUUAAAUGUGAUUACUCUCUUUAUUUAGCGAAUAAUAUUUCUAAAUCCACAGAUUAAAUUAAAUUUUUUUUCCAAACAAAUAUAAUGGGAAUAGCAGUAAGCACCAAAAGUAAAAAGAUUAAUAAUUUCUAUCAAAUAAAUAAAUAAUGCCUACUAUUUACAUUAGUGCUACAAUUAUAUCUAUUUCCCACAAACCGAACUAGUCAUUAAGAAUAAUAAAAAUAUGGCCUAAAAGAAAAAUUUUCAUGUAAAAGCUAAGUUCUUAAUUAAAUGAUAAAUUGGAUGGAUUUGCGUUCUCUUUAAAACAGUCUUAUUUCAAUUUUUGAACUAGAGAAAUCAAUAAUAGAGACGUAAAAACUAAUCUUAAAAUUAACUUAAUGGAUAGCAUAUUCUUAGCAUAAUGAAACAGAAUUCCUGCAAAAGAGAUAGCAAUUAAGCAAAUCGCAUACCAACUAAAUUCCUCUAAAAUAGUGUAAAAUACGCCAAUUACUAUAUAAAAAAGAUAAGAAAGAGGAAAUAUUUUAAUUGUUUCCUUUCCAUAUUUUAAUCUCUUCUCUAAAAAUUCUUAAAUUUUCUUUUUCAAUGAUUUAGAUUUUUCAAUAAAUUCUUUACAUUUCCCUUCUUUCCUCUAUUUUAGUUCUUAUAGGUGAUUGUAAUUUUAUUUUAUUCCUUUUUCCAACUCACCUUCAUCUUACUAUUAUUACAUAACCUGGUUUUUAAAUGUUUUAUCAGAUUAAAUCUAAAAUUGGUUAAAUCUCUUUUAAAAUAUCUGGUACCUCUAACUAUUUGUUCUUUUAUAUUUAUAAAUAAAAGUGGUGCUCCCAAAGUUAAAAAGAACAGUAGAAAAUAUUAUGA
This is a messenger RNA of Tetrahymena thermophila SB210, 1155 nucleotides long. RefSeq names its product transmembrane protein, putative. NCBI's taxonomy places the organism in Eukaryota, Ciliophora, Oligohymenophorea, Hymenostomatida, Tetrahymenidae. The record is from RefSeq and is a predicted model, not a curated record. The transcript has a single exon.